CAGUUAAGCCAAGUCUACACGCAGGCAUUUAAUACUGAACUAAGGAUCAGAUCUCAGUUUUCUUGGUGUAGCCAAAGGGAUACAGCAUGUCCGAUAUGCUUGACAUCUUGCCAAAAAACUUUCUGAACGUGGACUUGAAUGAAGACCAGCUCUUGUCACAGCCACAGCUUAAAAUCCCAGUGCAAAACCGACUGAGCCGAUCGUCCUCCUUCUUCUCCCCCUCCUCCCAUCCUGCCUCCUCAAGCCUUAGCUCAAGCUCUGAGCAUGUUAACGAGGACGACAAUGGCAGCUCUAUCUGGUCAUCCAACAUCUGGAGUCAGGCGCCAGUUUCCAACAAAAAACAAGUCUCCUUCCGGCCUGACCGCUCUAUGAGCCUGACCGAGCCCAGCAGCUGCCUGCUUCCUUCAAUCGGACACCUGAAAGGCCUGGAGCCUUUCCCCCCAAGCCCUACUACUACAGUGGCCCCCCCACCAGGAUUUGCUCCCUCAUCUAACCUCCCGCCUCAGCUACCACCACUGCUUUCCUCUAACCGUUACAAGACUGAGUUGUGCCGCGGCUACCAGGAGAGCGGCACUUGCAAGUAUGGCAGCAAGUGUCAGUUUGCCCAUGGCGAGGCCGAACUGAGAGGACUGUACCGCCACCCAAAGUAUAAGACCGAGCCCUGCAGAACCUUCUACAACUUUGGCUACUGUCCGUACGGCUCGCGCUGCCACUUCAUUCAUGAGGAGAAAAUCAGUGGCGGUCCCCUACCGUCUACCAAAUUCCAGCAGCAGCAAAACCCCUCUACAUCUGUCGGCCACAACCCACGCCACCAGCUCCGCCAGAGUGUCAGCUUCGCUGGCUUCAUGGGCUCCUCCCGCAGCUCCUCUCCUCCAUCAUUCCCUGCGCUCUUCAAUGAUCCCAACCUGGGAUUUACCCGUGCUCCUUCAGUUUCCCCUCCUCCCGCAGAUCUCCUUUCCCCUGUGUUCGGAGACUCCCUGCAGAGGGAGACAUCAGCAUUCCAGUUUGGCAACCACCAGAACCGCACCAGCGCCGGAGACAUUCCUCUCAUCCUGGAGCCAAAGACCACACGCUGCGUGUGCGGCCACGGAAAUAACUUUACCGGCAACAAAACUAGAGCUUUCCCCAGCACAGUGGACCAGGACAGCAACUUGCUGUUUCCUGGUCUUGGCAGCAGUGCCGUUUUCACGAGGCCCGCCGGACUGCAGCGCUUCUCCUCCGAGGACUCCCUGGAGGACAGCUACAGCAGCAGCAGCUCCAGCGGGACAGAGUCUCCAACCUUUGACGGCUCGGCCAACAAGCGGCUCACCGUGUUUGAGCGUUUGUCUCUGUCUGACUAGAGAAAGUGUCAGCUGGGCCCAAAUAAUCCAAAGAGAAACAACUGUGACACUUACGUAGCUUUUCUAUCUCCUGACUAUUUCUAAAACUGUUCAGAACAAGACAACAUAAUAACACUUGUAGAAAUGUAACUUAUCUUUUACAAACUACACAUACUAAGAUGAUUUUAGAGCUCAAAUGUUAUCAGACUUUAUUUUUAUACUCAUAAGCAUGGCUAAGCCUAUUAGGCCUUUGCAUGUAGUCUUCCAUGAGAAUUACCUCUUCUGCAGGUCUUGACUUUACCAGAACAUAUUUUGGCUCACUACAAAUCAGUGGUGGUUUAAAAUGGCUUACCUUUUAGUGACAAUCAUUAACGCCUGUGCCUUAAAUAAUUUUCCAUUCUCUGUGCCACAAGCAGUAUAUUUGAUUCAGUAGCCUUAAUCAGCGAGACCUGACAUGUGUCUAAUAUAUGCACUUUACAGCUAAUUCAAAUGGGGAAAAAGUCCCAGUAGCAUUUAACCAAAGCUUUAUUCGUAAUUCUGCUCAGUGUGUAUGGAAAUAGAGUGAGUGUACAAGAAUGCCUGUAAGGAUGUUUGAGUUUAAUUUUCUUUUAUCGAGACUUGGGGUGCAAGUAAAUAUUGCAGAAUGCUGAAGGAUCAAAGUGUGCUAAUAGAUUGCUGUGAUAUGGAUUGGAUAUCUGCAUUCUGACAUGCUUUCAUGGUUUUGAUUCUGUAAAAGGUUCUGUUGUAUUUGUUAAUUGCACACCAUCUAUUGUUUUUUCCCCCCCUGUUUGUUUGACAGCCUGGUUCAGGGAACACCGCAGUAUUCCUUUUGGUUAUUGGUUGGCUCUUGUUGUUUAACUUAAACUAUGUAUUUAUUAUAUUUAUUCAUGUUUUAAAAAAAACAGAAACUAUGUGUUUUGUACUAUUAUUUAUGGAGAGAUAUUUCCAACUCUGUGAAAAGCCAAUGUGAGAAAAAAAAACAGAAAAAGAGAAUAUUAUAUUUUUAAUUGCCUGAAAAGGAAACAA
This is a messenger RNA of Fundulus heteroclitus (mummichog), 2345 nucleotides long. RefSeq lists its product as uncharacterized. The coding region runs from base 87 to 1340 and encodes 417 amino acids. Gene Ontology annotation, molecular function: metal ion binding; mRNA binding. The transcript has 2 exons. Lineage: Eukaryota; Metazoa; Chordata; Actinopteri; Cyprinodontiformes; Fundulidae. The record is from RefSeq and is a predicted model, not a curated record.